Thrips palmi is the source of this 1007-nucleotide messenger RNA. Its product is annotated as cation-dependent mannose-6-phosphate receptor-like. Gene Ontology annotation, cellular component: Golgi apparatus; endosome; trans-Golgi network. Gene Ontology annotation, molecular function: protein domain specific binding. The transcript is spliced from 6 exons. The coding region runs from base 146 to 958 and encodes 270 amino acids. The record is from RefSeq and is a predicted model, not a curated record. Lineage: Eukaryota; Metazoa; Arthropoda; Insecta; Thysanoptera; Thripidae. Gene Ontology annotation, biological process: protein targeting to lysosome.
GUUAUGGGGUGCUGCGCUACGCAGUCCGCUUCCGCUACUGUCAGCUGAGCGAGCGCUGUUGAGUCAGUCGUCAUGGGGGUGAAACCGCUCUGAAACUGGAAUUGGGCGUUCAUCCCGGAGGACCAGUGGAGUAACAUGAGAAGUCAUGUGCGCCAUGGGGAAUUCCGUUCCCCGGCCUACUCGGCGUGCAGCGACGUUGGCGACGUUCUUGUGUGUUUGCCUGACAGUCUCCCUGUGUGACGCUUCACAAUAUUGUGAUUCUAAAUUUAAGUCGUCGGAUACGGAGCAAGCAAGGAUCUUGCGGGGUUUAUCCACCGUUAGGUUUACUACUGUUAGCCAUAAUGAUGGGAUCAAUUCUGAGUAUGCAGUUGCAGUUUGCGGUAAUGCGUCAAAGACUGAUCCUCUUGCAGGAGUUCUCCAAAACGGAACUACUGUUCUUGGACGUGUCAAUCACACCAGUGUUGUCAAAGGAGGGGAUUGGAUGAUGAUGAUAUUUGGCAGCGGUGAUAGAUACCCUGAAAAGUAUAACUGCAGUGGCCCUCGAUAUGCUUUUGUCAUGAUCCACUGCAAUCACAAUAACAGUGCUGAGAAUUCCAUGCGAUUCAUUAAAGAAGCCAGGGAAGAAAAAGAUUCUUCUUUAUGCUUUUUCAUGCUUGAGGUGUACUCUCAGCUAGUUUGCUCUCACCCUGACAGAAUAGGUGGAGGCACAAUUAUUACUGUUUUAUUACUUACGGUAAUUCUUGUCUACAUCAUUGGAGGGACACUUUAUCGACGUUUAAUAUUGGGUGCAAAGGGACUAGAACAAAUUCCCAAUCUAGUAUUCUGGCAAGCUGCUGGGGAAAGAUUAAAGAAUGGUUGCGGCAAACUAUGCUGCAAACCAAGUACCACCCAUAGCACUUCCUGGGAUAAUCUUGGCCCAAGAAUCGAGAGAGAUGAUGAUUCAUUACUGCCCCCUUGAGGCAGAGCAUUUAGGAAGAUAAGAAAUAAAAGACGCCACAUAAAGGAAA